Stereum hirsutum FP-91666 SS1 is the source of this 2399-nucleotide messenger RNA. RefSeq names its product NTF2-like protein. The coding region runs from base 50 to 1930 and encodes 626 amino acids. The transcript has 8 exons. Gene Ontology annotation, cellular component: nucleus. Gene Ontology annotation, molecular function: RNA binding; protein binding. The record is from RefSeq and is a predicted model, not a curated record. Gene Ontology annotation, biological process: poly(A)+ mRNA export from nucleus. Lineage: Eukaryota; Fungi; Basidiomycota; Agaricomycetes; Russulales; Stereaceae.
CCAUCCUCGACCGCCUGCACGCCCCAGUCUCCAGAUCGCCCUACAGACAAUGUACUCAGACGCCAUCGCGGCGCCCUCAGGCAGCCGCGUCGUCGCCUCCAACGCCCUCCGCAGCGCAGGCCUCAUCGACAGAGACGAGCGCAUGCGCGACGCCACCGACAAGCAUCAUGCUGCCCGAAAGACGACCUCCAAGAUUCGCUCUCACAAACCACGUCUGAUCGACUCUAUCAAAGGCGACUCGCACGGACCCGGACCCGGUCCCAGUCGUUCCUCAACGCUUGCACAAAGGCUGGGUUCCUCGGCUGAUCCCCUCAGCAUCCGAGGCGCCGCACGUCCCACCCCGGCAGGUCGUGUUCGCAGGAACGCCAUCUCCCUCAAUGGUACACGGGUCGAGCCAAAGGGACGGCCGAUGACGGCCGUGCGGCCACUGGAGGUUUGGAGAGAGUUUGUUAACAGGAGAUACAACCCAGAGUCCAGGUUUCUGAACCUCGAGCGAAUGUCUGAGGACGAAGAACUCGGAAAAGCUCGGGUCCUGCCACCUGGCGUGCCCGGGGCGAACGGGAGAGAAGCCGCCGUCAUCUUCAAGCUUGCCGCUUCAUUGAAGCCACCGGUCAAGACGGUGUCUCUAGCGAACAACAACUUGCACACCUGCCAUGCGCUCUCGACUCUUCCUCACUACCUCCCCGACCUCGCCAAUCUAUCGCUAGAGAACAAUAAUAUCAAGCGCUUCACCGACCUCGACCAUAUCAACAUGAAUACCGACAAGACGGAUAAGUUCAAGUGCCUACGCGAAUUCAUCCUGCUCGGAAACCCCCUCCGAACGAACGACGAAUCGCACGGGCGAAUGGACACAUACAAGAACAACAUGCUUCGACGGUUCCCCACGCUAGAGAUGCUGGACAAAGAACCGGUAACGAAGAUCGCGUUCGACGGGCCCAGCACAUCGAAAGCACCACACACCGGUCCUCGGCCUAUAGCCACCACCUUCCCGUCCCAAAUGAUGCCCGCCUUCGUAGUCGGCGUCGACGGCGCCCUCGUCAGCUCCUUCUUCUCCAGGUUUUUUCCCCUCUUCGACACGCAGCGUUCAGCACUCCUCGACGCCUACUCCGACUCCGCAACCUUCUCCUUCCAAGCCAACACCUCCAUCCCCGCCCGCGCGCGCAUUCAAGGCUUCCAAUACUCGAAGGAAAUGCCACACCAGCGCAACCUCGAGUGGUCCACCUGGCUCGGCGCGGGCCACGGCGGCUCGCGCAAUCUGAGUCGGAUCGCGAACGCGGUGGAGAAGAUGGUGAAGAGCAUGCAUGUGGGAAGAGAGGCGGUGAUUGGCGCGUUGGAGGCGUUGCCGAGGACGAGGCAUGAGAUGGAGGGAGAGGGUGCCGGGGAGAGGUUUUGUGUGGAUGGGUGGCCGGUGCAGCAGGGGGAGAUGGCGUGUUUGUUUUUGUCGAUACAUGGGCAGUUUGUGGAAUUGCCGACCGAAGGUGUCCGCUCCUUCGACCGAUCGUUCAUCCUAGCACUAGCUCCCGCAGGCUCAAGAGCGAAACUCGCAGGCUGGGACGUCGAGAUCCUUUCCGACCAACUCGUCGUGCGGAACUACUCGAGCCACGAAGCGUGGAAACCCGGUCCUUUACUCGUUCAGGCGCCGGAUCCUUCUUCGUCUUCCACGUCUUCGUCUUCGGUGCCUACAACGAGCGCGGCGGGGACGGCGGCGCCGCUUUCGGUGUUGCAGAUUCCGCCGGUGGUGCAGGAGGCGUUGAAUCCUAUCCCCGAGCCACAACGUUCCCUGGUGCUGCAGGUGUGUCAGCGGACGGGCUUGACGGUCCAGUUCGCGGUGGAGUGUUUGGCGGGGAAUGGAUGGGAAUUGGAUAAGGCGUUGGCGAAUUUUGAGCAGGUUAAGAGCACGCUUGGACGGGAGGCGUUUUUGACUUUGUGAUGGACUUUUGUUUCUGGCCAAGACGCCGUCAUCGUCGAAUCGUUUUAGGCUUUGCCGAGAUGUAGUCUUUGGUCUUUUAUGGCUUCCUAGUUUUGUUUUUCCACUUUUCUUUAUCGUUCACCGUUCUAUCUAUUUCAAGUUCUGUCAACGCGAGUGAUUAGUCUGUUCGUCAUAUGUACCGUCACCGUCGUCGUGACGAAUCACAUCCUGAACCAUUCACAUAGCCAUCGACGUCCAAGCAUACGACGCCUAACCAAACGACGUUGACUCUUUUUUUCUUUUGUUUUUCUUCCUCGUCUUUGUCGAAUCCGAACCCAACGAAUCGCAUACAACCCUCCAUACAGCCCUCCAUACAACCCUCCAUACAACCAACCCUCCAUACAUACAACCAACCCUCCAUACUUACUCUCAUACAUACAUACUCGAUACAAUACGUACAAUAUCUCUAUGACCUCCUUUUACCUUCCAC